AUGGGUCAUUACAACCUUGCACUUCCUCUUAUUGGGAAAAUGCGUUUUCUAGGCAUUCAGGUCGAUAUCUACACCUUCAACAUUGCUAUUAACUGUUAUUGCCGCCUGAAUCAAGUCAAUUUUGGGUUCUCUCUUUUGGGUACCCUCUUCAAACGCGGUUAUACACCUGAUGUAACUAACACUUUGUUAAAUGGACUUAUUUUGGAUGAUAAAACCCCUGAAGCUGUAGAGUUAUUUAAGAAAUUAAUGAGAAUGAGUGAAAUUGAACUCGACGUGGUUAUGUAUGGAACCAUUGUUAAUGGGCUCGGCAGAACGGGGAACAUUAUCAGGGCUGUUAGUUUGCUUAGGAUAAUGGAAGAGGGAAGUUGUAAACCUGACACCGUAGUGUAUAACACAAUCAUUGAUAGUCUUUGCAAUGAUAGAAUGGUGGAAGAUGCUAUGAAACUCUUUUCUAAGAUGAAUGAACAUGGCAUUCGUAGAGAUGUUGUCACUUAUACCUCUUUGAUUCAUGGCCUAUGUAAUUUUGCCCGGUGGAAGAAGGCUACCGGAAUGUUUAGAGAAAUGUUGGAUAGUGGUAUUGCUCCGAAUGUUCAUACGUAUAGUGUGUUGCUGGAUGCAUGUACCAAGGAAGGGAAGAUGAAAGAGGCAGAGGAGGUACUUGAAGUCAUGAUACAAAGAGGUGUGGAUCCUAAUGUAGUCACAUACAGUACUCUAAUGGAUGGAUAUUGUUUGCAAGGCCACAUGAAUGAAGCAAUUAGGGUGUUCAAUGUCGUGGUGAAGAGGGGCCUUCACCCUAAUGUAUUUAGCUAUACCAUUCUAAUCAAUGGAUAUUGCAAGAAGAUGAAAAUUGAUGAGGCCAUGCUUCUCUUUCGAGAAUUGCCUCGAAGGGGGUUGAAACCUAGCACCGAAACCUUUAAUGCUAUGCUACAGGGCUUGUUUCGAUCAAGUAGAUGUGGAGCUGCUCAAGAACUUUUUAAUGAGAUGGAAGCUGCAGGAAUAAUUCCAAAUUCUCAAACUUAUGGUAUCUUAUUGGACGGGUUGUGCAAAAAUGGGCAUAUUUCUGAAGCAUUGUCAUUAUUCCACAUGAUGGAAAGCAAUGGUUUACUUCUUCAUAUUGUUAAGUAUAAUAUCCUCAUUGAUGCAUUCUUCAAUUAUAAAAAGUUUGACACUGCAAGGGCCCAAUGGGCAGAUGAUGUCACUUACAACACUAUUAUUCGAGGAUUUAUUGGACAACACAAGUGCUACGAGGCAUUAAUACUUGUUGAGGAAAUGGUUCAAAGGGGUUUCUCAGCAGAUGCAUCCACUUUUCCCUUGAUUGUGGACAUACUCUCAACUAAAGGACAAGAUCCCGCUCUCUGA
Camellia sinensis is the source of this 1359-nucleotide messenger RNA. The record is from RefSeq and is a predicted model, not a curated record. Lineage: Eukaryota; Viridiplantae; Streptophyta; Magnoliopsida; Ericales; Theaceae.